Molecule: messenger RNA, 301 nt
Organism: Staurois parvus
Lineage: Eukaryota; Metazoa; Chordata; Amphibia; Anura; Ranidae
Source: the annotation of a GenBank genome assembly
AGUAGAGGACCACAGAGUAGGCGGUUCAAAGCCAAGGUCAGAUGCCUUGUGGAGUUUGGAGCAGACGUAAUCAAUAGGAUAGCCGGGGUCAUACACAGGAGAGCAAGUGAGAAUAUCCGUUAGCCAAGCCAAGGUCAGAUCAGGAAAGCAAGUGAGAAUAUCUAUGAGCCAAGCUGAAGUCAGAUCAGAAGAGCAGGUGAGAACAUCUAUUAGCCAAGCCAAGGUCAGAUCAGGAGAGCAGGUGAGAACAUCUGUUAGCCAAGCCGAGGUCAGAUCAGGAGAGCAGGUGAGAACAUCUGUU